Messenger RNA from Tachysurus fulvidraco (yellow catfish), 2668 nucleotides. RefSeq names its product free fatty acid receptor 3-like. Bases 443 to 1420 code for a protein of 325 amino acids. Gene Ontology annotation, biological process: G protein-coupled receptor signaling pathway; cellular response to fatty acid. Gene Ontology annotation, cellular component: plasma membrane. The record is from RefSeq and is a predicted model, not a curated record. Gene Ontology annotation, molecular function: G protein-coupled receptor activity. The transcript is spliced from 2 exons. NCBI's taxonomy places the organism in Eukaryota, Metazoa, Chordata, Actinopteri, Siluriformes, Bagridae.
ACACACACACACACACACACACACACACACACACACACACACACACACACACACACACACACACACGCACACACGCACACACGCACACACACGCACACACACACUUCUCACAGACAUAAUAACAUACAGAAGGGAUGUAUCCUCACAGAAUGGAGAGAGAGUUUGGCUUAUUAAUUUUCCAUGAUCAAAUGGUGAGAGCAAACAUCGAGGCGAGGACAGUGACGAAGCAGGAGGCAGAUAGACCCUGAACAGUGUUGAGAUAAGCUCCACUCCUCUUUUUUUUCCUAGUUACAGUUCUAUGAACUGACCACAGCACUGAAGGAGUAUUACAUCAGUCUUAAUUUUUUUGCCUUGUGCAAUCUUUGGCUCCUCAAGGCGGGAAUGUACGUGAAGACGUCCUAAGGAUUGGAAAAAUAUGAGGUGAGGCCUUAACAAGCAAGCCAUGCAGCAGUGUGAGACCAUCCUUUGCCUCUCAGUCUACAUUAUCACCUUCAUCACAGGCUUCCCUAGCAAUAUCCUGGCUUUCUACACGUUCAGCUGCAAAGUGUGGAGAAAGCCAGUGCCCAUCGACAUACUCCUGCUCAAUCUGACCAUCUCAGACCUGCUGUUCCUUCUCUUCCUGCCGUUUAAGAUGCAAGAGGUGGUCGAUGGCAUGCACUGGAACAUGCCUUACUUCCUGUGCCCGUUGUCAGGCUUUGUCUUCUACAUGACUAUCUACAAUAGUACAUUUUUUCUCACUGCAGUAAGUGUUGAGCGCUAUCUGGGCGUCGCUUUCCCCAUCCAGCAUUCGUUGAGACGACGACCCAUCUAUGCCGUGUUGGCCUCCAUCUUCCUCUGGGCGCUGUCCAUGAUCCAUCUUAGCAUCGUCUACAUAGUACCGUACUACAACCCAGCUGGGACAGGUCCUCCACCUAGGAAUGUGUGCUACGAGGAAUUUACAGAAGCCCAGCUGCACAUUCUGCUGCCUGUACGCUUGGAGCUGUGUAUUGUGCUGUUCUGCAUCCCACUCCUCAUCUGCACUUUCUGCUACGUCAACUUCAUUCUCAUCCUGUCGCGUUUGCCAAACAUUGGCAGACGGAGGAAGCUUCGAGCCAUUGGACUUGCCUUGGGCACGCUGCUGGUGUUUGCGCUGUGCUUUGGACCCUACAACGUCUCGCAUGUGGUGGGAUUCAUCACCAAACGCAGCCCUGCAUGGCGGGACAAGGCACUGUUACUCAGCACUUUCAAUGCCUGCCUUGAUCCACUCAUCUUUUACCUGUCAUCGGCAGCCGUCCGGAACAUGUUAGCAACAAUGGUGCAAGGUGUGUGGCACAAAAUAAAAGCAAGCAGCAAUGUUCUUGUCUGUUGGAGACUGGGAAAAGAUGGGCAUGAGAGUACUAAAAACCCAUUUCCAACAUCUGGUGAGAUUAACGUUCUUUGACAUAAAUUGUUGGCGGGAAGAGGAUGCCUUGUAACGUCCUUGUGUUAUUGACAAUCCUUUUGGGAUUCCAUCUGAAUUUUUAUUUUAAUUCCCAAAGGAACAAGCCACAGCAAUCGGAAUAAACAUUUCGGCAACUCUUGGGUCAGUGGAAAAUGCUCUUUGGAGAUUAUUUAUUUCUUGGAUAUCUUAUAAGAUGAGGAAGAACCUUGUAGUCAGACCAAACACAAUCGUGGGAUUUACAGUAAAAGUCUGGUUGCUAACCGCAAACCAGCGCUACCAUAGCUGAAUCAACAUGUUUCAACAUGUCUGUAUGUACAGUAAGUAAUGUCCAUAUGUUUCCUGCAUAAGAUAAGGGCUUGGACACCGGACCUCAUAUGGGAGAUUUAUGAUUCCACAAUACGAGAAGAAAGACAUCAUAUACAACCCAAUGUUUACACACGAUAGCCAUAUAUUGAGUUUUUGCAAACAGAAGGCCUAUGGUUUAUGAAUGCCCAGCCUUGAAUAUGUUUUCUUGUGCUUGCUUCUUCAGCCGGAAUUAAAGACACGCACUCACUGGGCAUAUUGAACGGUGUGUGAAAAAAAGGACCCUUCACCUGGACUGUUCGGUAUGAUUGGGUGGAGAUUAAGCACAGAGUCACAGUUUGUUCAGCAUUGAGAUAAAGGAUCUGUAAUAGCAGGCAAUACUUGGGUCAAUAGAACUCGCUCUUUCACCUGUUCCAUGUUAAUAUUUGCAGGUUAUUUGGUUCUGGGAAAAAUGAACAAUAGGUUGAGAGAGAAAGGGGAAAAAAAGACUAUAAAGCAAACACACACAUACACACACACACACACACACACACACACACACACACACACACACACACACACACAUAGACACAAAAAUAAAUCAGGCUUUCUAUAUUACCGCAUUUUAACUUCAAUUCAGGAAACGACAAGACCACUAAACCUUUCAUACCUCAACAAAGAAAGGAAUCAAUAAAAAGCUAAGAAAUGAAUAACAAUAAAACAUGAUACCUUGUUUUUAAUGAAAUUCUUCAAAUCUUACAGCAGAAAAGCCCUAUUAUCUUGUCAACCUUACCGCAAUUCAUCUGGUCCUGACUGAAAUUAGCUGUCAUUACUUAACAUGUUUAUUGGAGAACUAUGAGGAGUAUAUUGCUUAUUGUAAUGUCUGCUGUCCAUUUCUGGACUCUACGGCAUCAUAAAAUUUUUAUAGUACAUUUCCCUGUUGCUCAUAACCGUCUCGUAUCUCCC